Molecule: messenger RNA, 2251 nt
Organism: Rhagoletis zephyria (snowberry fruit fly)
Lineage: Eukaryota; Metazoa; Arthropoda; Insecta; Diptera; Tephritidae
Gene: fs(1)Ya
Product: female sterile (1) Young arrest
Source: RefSeq, a predicted model, not a curated record
AUGAAAAUACCCAGCGAUGUUAUUUGUGGAGUGUGUAAAAAAGUCUUUUGUUGUGCCGAGUGCCGUUACAAACAUGAAAUAAAAACACAUGCCAUCAUUGUGGAGAAACCCAAGGUUAAAAAUCAAGUGGACGGAAACUUAGAGCCUACCAAUUUAGGGGAUCCUUUGAAAGAAAGCGAAACUAGCAAAAUAUUUCUCUUCUGCCCGCUUUGCGAACGUAAACCAAUGCCGCUGCAACGGGACAUGUACGCAGAGAUGUUGGCGCACGUUGAGCAACAUCAUCUGCCGCUGCGCUGCCGGAAUUGCACUAAGGUCUACAAUCGCAUUGAUGAAUUGCAAAAUUUCUCCAAAUGUACUCACACAACCGUCCCAAUAUGUUGUUAUCCUGAACAGGGUUGUUGCGAUCAGACCUGUGACACAGUGACCACCAUGCAGAAAGACUUAGCCAAAGUGACAAUUUCUACGCAGACUUCCCCACAGCGCCGUCAAAACGGCGAAUUCCACGAGACACCGAUGUCCAUAAUUAAUCUGCGUUGGAAAGCCAAGAGUAAGCUGAAACACGAGGAGUUUGUUAGUGACAGCAUUUCCUCCUUGAAGAAUAUAUCAUCAAUCAAUAGUAGCUCAAUGCGUCGGAGUUUGGAUGCCAUUGUCAGACCUAAGGGGCAACUAGUGCGCACAACCUCGACGCCAGUGCAUGCGGAACUGCUUUGCACCAAGCAUACUGAACGUACUUUUAAUGCCUCUGGUGGCCAGGUAUCGAGUAUUUAUCACACUGGCGCCGAGUCAGACAAUCACAGCCCAGCUCUGCCCGCAGUCGCUGCCGCAGUGACAAAUACUGCUGGCGCAUCACCAGCAAAGCCACAUUUGGAAAGCAUUAAUCGCUAUCUAAAAGUAGGCGGUCCACGUAGUAAGAUAAGCGCUGUAACGCCCUUGCGACAGGUGAUGUCAAAGAGCAUACAAAAGGCAUUCGCCGAACACGGAGUAUUGCCAUUGACACGGGCUGGUGAUGCCGAGGGGCCGCCUUUACAUAAAAAGAUAUUCGACUCACAGGCGACUGACAGCAGCAGCAUUGGUGUGAGCUCCCCUCUCGAUCUACGACUCUCGCCGGCUGUUCGCCGCACCCACAGCGAAGAGUGCAUGAGCCAGUUUCACUCGAGCACUGCCUCUGCGGCGCGAAAAUCCAGCUUGCACCAAAAUUUACAUCAUGAAGUACUGCGCUCUUCGCAGAAACUCACUACCACCGAGUCAAUUGUGAUCAGGCGCACCAAACACAUGACCAGUGUAGCUAGUGCUAGUGGCAUAAGCGAUGGACUCAGCUCGAAUGCGUCAAAGACUUCUGAUAAAUCUACAGCAUCUUCAUCGUCCGCUACUAGCAAUAGCAGUGGUAUAUCAAGCUCCAGCGGUAACUCCGUCUAUAAAACAUGUGAGAGUAUUGAAAUCAUUACUGCCACCACUGCUUUCAGCGAGAUCCAGCAGGACUAUUAUGCUGUCUCUGAUCAACUUGACAGUGCAAUGGAGAAAAUUGUGCCCACGAUGGAAAGUGUAGCGCAGGUGGUAAGCACUAAUUUGGCGCCAAUAACACCUAUAACGCGCAUACCAGGCGCACUCAUAAACAAGAAGCUCAUAAGAUUUGAUUCUCCUUGCGAAGAAGAUGAGGAUGCGGAAAAUUCGAAAGAAAUUGAAAACCAUUUAGACAAGGAAAAUCGCGUCGUGGUGUUACAGGCAGCGAAUACACCGCAGUUGUCCACCUUACCGCAUACGUCGCCAAAGCACAAUCAUAGAACAGCAGUUGCCGGCUCGAAGGCUAUGGCCAAAUUUCUGGAAACUCCGCACAGCACCAACUCUUCUGUCUCAGAUGUUUUCUUCACGCCGAAUGCUACACCUAUCCGAACGAGUAAAACAUGCGCGCCCACAGAAAAUGUACAGAAACCAGACGAUUUCAAUAAAGGUGCAACACUUCGUCCCCCUUCGUUUGGGAAAAGUGGAAGAUCUGCUGCUUUCGAUCAUACAGAAAACAUUAAUAACAAUGUCAUUGAAAAUGUCGAGACCCUGCCUGAAAUUACACCUAAACAUAUGAUGACCCAAAAAUCAACCUCCCCUCUCGCUCGCUCGUGGUCAUUUGGAGCUUUACUAGGUUCCGUCAUGCGUCUGAAUUCAAAAGGCAAGGCAGCUGCGACAGAGAAAAUCGAAACACCGCCCACUGAAGGGAUACAUUCUGAUUCGCUAAUUAAACGCUGCGCUUCCAUAGCGG